Molecule: messenger RNA, 677 nt
Organism: Carica papaya (papaya)
Lineage: Eukaryota; Viridiplantae; Streptophyta; Magnoliopsida; Brassicales; Caricaceae
Product: DCL-like protein
Biological process (GO): chloroplast rRNA processing; nucleologenesis; chloroplast organization
Cellular component (GO): chloroplast; nucleus
Source: RefSeq, a predicted model, not a curated record
AUGGGGAGCGAAGAUGCGGAGAGUCUGUGGAGAAGAGAGGUUGGACAAGGUGAAGGAAGGAGGAGAGAAUGGGUCGGACCGGGUGAAAGUGGACCAAAGGAGUUUGGGUCUUCGGUGGAGAUGUUCGAUUACUUCUACAAAGCUCUGCACUUCUGGCCUCCCAGUCUGAACGUUAACAAGUACGAGUACAUGGUGUUGCUGGACUUGAUUAAGAAAGGUCAUCCUGAGCCUGCCAGAAAGAUUGGCAAAGGUAUCCAAGCAUUCCAAGUUCGAUUUCAUCCAUUGUUCAAAAGUAGAUGCUUCUUUGUUGUUAGAGAAGACGAAAGUGUGGACGAUUUUAGCUUCAGGAAAUGCGUGGCACCAAAUACUUUGCUUCACCAGCACGAUAUGAAGAUGAAGUCUGAUAACAACAGGACAAAGAAUGGUGGCGGGGGUAAGGGUCGUGGGGGGAAAUUCGGUGGUGGCAAAGGUGGGCAUGGCCGUGGAAGAGGUGGUAAAUCCAGACAUUAAUGCAGUGGAAGAAGGUGGUCGAUAUGGAGUAUAUGGAUGAUAUGUGGAAGCAGUAUUUUAGUUUUCUAAUCAUUUAAAUGAAUCUUCUAUCCAGGUAAAACUGAUGAACCAUUAAGAUUUUGUCUUGGAUGCAAUUUGCAUAAUGUUCGUUAUGAUUUUGUGGUCAA